Macadamia integrifolia is the source of this 683-nucleotide messenger RNA. RefSeq names its product 11-beta-hydroxysteroid dehydrogenase-like 3. The annotation marks the transcript as partial. The record is from RefSeq and is a predicted model, not a curated record. The transcript is spliced from 3 exons. NCBI's taxonomy places the organism in Eukaryota, Viridiplantae, Streptophyta, Magnoliopsida, Proteales, Proteaceae.
AUGAAGCACAAGGACGAAGCUGUGAACCCUUCUUCCUUCCCUAUUUUCAAGGAUGAUCUAAAACUGCUAACGAAGGAGGAAGAAGAGUCCCCUUCCGGCCCAAAAGCUAUUAACUUAAAAACAAGAAGGCCUGAACAAUGCCCCUCUAUCUAUGGCAGAAGGCUUGGAGGCACUGCAAGACUAUAUAGAGCCAAAGGAUCCCUUUGUUAUCCAUUAACUCUAGAACUCCAAAAAUUAAGGGCAGGAUCUCUUUCCCCCCCAGUCUCUGAUUUUGUUGUAAUAGAGCCAUGGGAUUGAUUCAGAAUCUACUGAACUUAGUGAUUCCCCCAAUCACGGUAGUUUUUAUUUUUCUCAUUCUACCUUUUCUCUUCGUUUUCAAGUUCAUCAAUUUUAUAUUCAGAAAUCUCUUCCCUGAGAAAAUGAGGGGAAAAGUAGUACUCAUCACUGGUGCAUCUUCAGGUAUUGGAGAGUAUCUGGCAUAUGAAUAUGCGAAGAAAGGUGCAUAUCUAGUCCUUGUUGCAAGAAGAGAGGACAGCCUUACUACAGUUGCAGAGAGGGCUAGACAUCUUGGUUCCCCUGAUGUGUUAGUUAUUCCUGCAGAUGUGUCGAUAGUUGAUCAAUGCAAGCGAUUCAUUGAUGAAGCUGUGAACCAUUUUGGCCGAUUGGAUCAUCUGGUAUGCAAU